Molecule: messenger RNA, 1197 nt
Organism: Cladophialophora psammophila CBS 110553
Lineage: Eukaryota; Fungi; Ascomycota; Eurotiomycetes; Chaetothyriales; Herpotrichiellaceae
Exons: 2
Coding region: 1-1197 (398 amino acids)
Source: RefSeq, a predicted model, not a curated record
AUGGCCAGAAGCCUUGUCGCUCGCAAACGGAACAUCCAAUGUAAAACCAAGGUGAAAACUGGUUGUGUAACCUGCAGAUUUUUUAUCAGUCAGACCAUCAACAGCACCCAUACUGGCGGCCUCAAGUCAGGGGUUGGCUUACAGGCCAUCCGGCCCCCCUUAACUGAGAUCCCCCCUCAGGACAUCGACCUUCUCAAUCGUUACUUCUCAACCAAAACCAUGUUCGAUGUGAAGCUGGACUGUGAUGAAGAAGCCAGGCAGGUCCUCCAAGCCAGCUUGACUGAUCCGGCUAUACGACACGCAGUCUUGUCUCUCAGAACUCUCCGGGAAGAUCGCGAGACGUCCGGAGACGUUCCAGCGUCUGUCGCGCAGCAGACCCCGAGCUAUGACUAUGGCCUCCGGCAAUACUGUAUGGCUUUGGGGGGUCUUGCGUCUAACAUGUCGUCUCCGAGCUCCAACGGGUUGAAGUCGGCAUUACUUUGCUGUCAGGUCUUCAUCAGCAUUGAGCAAGUGCGGGAGAAUUACGCUGCCAUGGCCCAGCACAUCGUUCGGGGACUCAGGAUCAUGCACGAGUACCGGGCAAGGCCAAAUUUUGUUGCCGCGAAUAAAUUGGUGCCAGCACACCAUGACCAACUACCCUUCCUGGAUGUUUUCAUCAUCAAGCUGUUUGCUGCACCAUGCAAGUUCGCGGAUCCUCCAGCCACUGCCGAUAUAGGCGGGACGACGGUGUCUGAAUGUUUCAUCUCGCCUCGUCAACAGCCUGGUGAAUCUCGCACUCUUCGCACGAUCGCACCCGACAUGCGGACAGAGCUUACGAGGAUCGCUGCAUCGACGCUUGAAUUCCUCGGCAAAGUGUCACAAGUCGAAUCGGUGGGAAACGCUCUUCGACUACUAUCCGAGAAGGCAGCUUUGCUGGACUCCUUAGAAUCGUGGCUUAUUGAUCUUGAACUCGUUCAGACGCAGAUCAGACCUCCUGGCCCCGAGCUUAUUUCAGUGUCUUUCAUGCGCUUCUUUCACCGGAUACUGAAAAUCGUUCUCUUGGGGACACUAGACUCCUCACCAGAUCUUUAUGCCGAGUUUCGGACCGAGAACGAGCGAUUGCAGAGCGUAGCGAACAAUGUGGGCGAAAGAGUAAAGGCUUAUAGAACGUGCAGUGGGACUAGAAGUGGUCGAGGGGAGCGAUCUAAAGUGCACUGA